This is a messenger RNA of Ilyonectria robusta, 2172 nucleotides long. RefSeq lists its product as uncharacterized. Gene Ontology annotation, molecular function: protein-folding chaperone binding. Gene Ontology annotation, cellular component: mitochondrial inner membrane. Gene Ontology annotation, biological process: protein import into mitochondrial matrix. Bases 109 to 1752 code for a protein of 547 amino acids. The transcript is spliced from 2 exons. The record is from RefSeq and is a predicted model, not a curated record. Lineage: Eukaryota; Fungi; Ascomycota; Sordariomycetes; Hypocreales; Nectriaceae.
CAAAAUUUCCUCCCGCGUAUUCUACGUCCUUCCACAUAUCUUUUCUCCAUCGCCCUUUAAUCCACGAUCAAUCCCGUUCUGUGGAGGGCUCUUCGUGUUGUUGCAAUCAUGAAUUCCCUUACGAGAAAGGCGGCGCACUCCGAAAACGCCCUGUCUCGGGCGUCCGUCCAUCUGAGCUCGGCCGGCAGAUCCCCUGCGUACCGACGAUUAGCUUCUCAACUCUCCCAGAAUGCUAGCCGCGAUGGUGCCCGGCCACAGGGCUCAAUUCUCUCUGGCGCAAUUCGCUCGCCUUUGAGGUCCUCCUUCCUCCCAUCCGAACUUCACUUUACUCCUGGCGUUCAAUCUCGCCUCUUCCACGUCUCUAGCCAGCUCGCUCAAGACGAGAAGCCGAAGACGGAGCAGACCCCACCAGGGACGAAGGACAAAACGGCUGCCGAAAGCGAAUCCGAGGCCAAGCCCCAGGAGACCGAGUCCAAGAAGACCGAAGAGGGCGAGAACGGUGACAAGGAGGGCAAAGAGCAGAAGGAUGGUAAGGACGGCGAGGAUGAGGGCAAGCAGGAGAAGAAGAAGGAAGAUCUUCCCCCCCCCCCUCCUCAUGGCGACAAGACUCCUUGGCAGGUGUUCAUGGAGACUAUGAACACUGAGUUCCAAAAGUCGCAAGAGUGGAACGAGUCGACCAAGCAGAUUGGCGCUGCCGCCCACCAAUUCUCCGAAAGCGAGUCAGUUCGACGUGCUCGUGAAGCCUACGAGAAGUCCACUGGUGCCAUCACCGACACCGUCGGCGGGGCCGUCAAGACGACUGCCGGCGCCAUUGGCAAGGGUGCCGCCUGGACCUGGGAUACCUCGGUUGUUAAGGGUGUGCGCAAGGCCGCCAACGUCACCGGCGACGCCGUGGACAAGGCCACCCAGCCCAUCCGCCAGACUGAGGCUUACAAGAACGUGAAGGAUGUCAUCGAUGAUGGCAGCUCUUCACGAUACGGUGGUUGGGUCGAGAAGGAGGAGCGCCGUAAGCGAAGAGAGGCUCUGAAUAAGCAGCGCGGUGCGGAGGGUGGGGAGGUCAUGCAGGAGGACCCUGAAGCCGGCACCAACGUAACGCUCCACAAGGAUGCCGCUUGGAAGGAGGCGUGGAGAGACUUCCGCGAUACCAGCUCGUUCGUCCAGGGCAUCUUCAGCAUGAAGGGCAAGUACGAGGAGUCGGAAAACCCUCUCGUAUCAACCGCUCGAAGCAUCACCGACCGAAUUGGCGGAUUUUUCGCUGAGAACGAGACUGCCAUGGUCAUUAAGAAGUUCCGAUCGAUGGACCCCGCCUUCCAGGUUGAGCCCUUCCUGCAAGAGCUCCGGGAGUAUAUCCUCCCCGAGGUUCUGGAUGCCUACGUCAAGGGUGAGACGGAAACGCUGAAGCUGUGGCUAUCGGCCGCCCAGUACUCCGUCUACGAGGCCUUGACCAAGCAGUACCUCCAGGCCGGUAUGAAGUCGGAUGGACGUAUCCUGGACAUCAGGAACGUCGACAUCCUCCGGGCUCGUAUGCUGGAUCCCGGUGAGGUGCCCGUCUUCAUCAUCACUUGCCGCACCCAGGAGGUGCAUGUCUACCGCAACGCCAAGACCAACCAGCUUGCAGCAGGCAUGGAGGACAAGGUGCAGCUAGUAACAUACGCCAUCGGCAUCACCCGGGUGCCCGAGGACGUCAACAACCCUGAGACUCGGGGAUGGCGUCUGAUUGAGAUGCAGAAGAGCGGCCGAGACUGGUACUGAUCUCAGCGCGCUCACAUCCGGCGUCAUGGCGGGGAAUGUUUUGUUGGAUAUAAAAAGACGGAGCGCGGUCGACCUGCGGCAGGGUUUGGCCAACAUGUGUUAAUAAAUGUACAGUACGACCAAUCAUGUGGAAGAUACCAGGGCUCUCGACAUGACGAAAAAACAAUUUAUAUAGGGGAGGAUGGGGUUUUGGGCUGCAUAUCACCAAAAGGAAAACAACACGCCGCUCUGCUUGCCUCGAAGGGGAAACCGAGGCUUUGUAUGUACGAUUUACCUCUGUAUAGGGGAUGCGAUGGGAUGAGAGAUGGGGGGGAACAUGCAUGGUUGGGGUUGAAGGCAUAGACAUUCAGAUAAGGAAUCCCUAAAUCUGACCUCACGACAUUUAAUGCCGAAUGAUGAUAUGUCCUAUUUCAAUAUGAG